CGCCGGUAUUGUUAUCAGUGAGUUGCCCAAGCUUCCUCCACAUUCAAUUCGACCACACUAUGGCAUCUUCAAGCGCUAGAGCAAAGCUUCUCGCUAAGAAUGAUAACGACGUCGUUAUUGUAGCCGCUGUGCGGUCUGCUCUUACCAAGGGCAGGAAAGGUGGUUUCAAGGAUACUCGUCCAGAGGAGAUCCUGUCAGGCGUUUUGAAAGCCGCCUAUACUAGAGCCAAGGUCAAUCCCGUCCUUAUUGAGGACAUCGCAGUUGGAAACGUCCUACCUCCCGGCGGUGGUGCUAGUGCUGCUCGCAUGGCCGCCCUUCAUGCAGGAAUUCCAAACACAACUCCAAUCAACACUUUGAAUCGUCAAUGCUCGUCCGGUCUUGCAGCUGUCAAUCAAAUUGCAAACCAAAUCAUUGCUGGACAAAUCGACAUCGGUAUUGGUUCUGGAGUUGAAUCCAUGACAUUUGGAUAUGGCGCUGGAUCCUUGCCUGAUGGCUGGUCAGAUGAGGUCCUCACCAACCAAGAAGCAGAGGACUGUUUGAUUCCCAUGGGUAUCACUUCUGAGAACGUUGCCUCUGAAUUCAGCAUCUCUCGCGAGGUACAGGACAAGUUUUCAGCUGAGUCUUAUCAGAAAGCUGCUGCCGCUCAAAAAGCCGGAAAGUUCAAGGAUGAGAUUGUCCCUCUGAAGGUCAAGAUAACCGAUCCGAAGACUGAAAAGGUUUCUGAGAUUAUCGUCGACAUGGACGAUGGUAUUCGUGAUGGUGUCACCGCAGAGAGUUUGUCAAAACUUAAGCCAGCAUUUACGAAGAAUGGUUCGACGCACGCUGGAAGUGCCUCGCAGGUAUCUGACGGUGCAGCAGCUGUAGUCCUUGCUCGCCGCUCUGUUGCCAAGCGGUUGGGUCUUCCCAUUGUCGGCAAAUACGUUGCCUCCGCAGCCGUAGGCGUGCCACCGCGUAUUAUGGGUGUUGGUCCAGCGUACGCCAUCCCUAAAGUUCUGGAGAAAACGGGACUCUCCAGGGACGAUGUUGACUUCUACGAAAUAAACGAGGCAUUCGCAUCGCAGGCUGUGUACAGCAUCCAGAAGGUUGGCUUGUCGUUUGACAAGGUGAAUAUCAAUGGAGGUGCGAUCGCGAUCGGACACCCACUCGGAUGCACGGGAGCACGUCAAAUUGCUACUGGUCUCAACAUUGCGAAACAACGUAACGAGCGAGUGUUCGUCACCAGCAUGUGUAUUGGCUCAGGAAUGGGCAUGGCAGCUGUGUUCGUCAGCGAACACUGAAAUCCCCUAGUAAUAGUAUUAUUAUUAUACAUAGUACGUAUGUCUCGUGUAUCAUAUACUUACUCAUGAAACUGUUAUGCAACACCAAGAUGCGGCCAAACCCGCGGAGACUCUUCAGUGUACAGCUGAUCAUCUUUAGCCACUUAUAGGUCUUCUGUAAAUUUAGUUCAAAUAGAUGUCUGGAUAUCGUGUUGACAUAAAUAAUAUUGAUACAAAGAUGUGUGCAACAGUUACUAGUGCUAGCCACGUAGAGAUUUCCCUCCCAUACGGGUCGCCAAUGACCUCUGGAAUGUCAGGACGAACUUGGUGAAAGGAUUCCUUCUCCCUGAGCUGUAUAGGUUCAAGAUUCUCCAGUAAAAAUAGUUCUGAAACCAAGGAGAAACCCAAAUAUCAACCCGCCAGGUGAACUUUCGAUAGAG
Molecule: messenger RNA, 1696 nt
Organism: Suillus subalutaceus
Lineage: Eukaryota; Fungi; Basidiomycota; Agaricomycetes; Boletales; Suillaceae
Product: acetyl-CoA acetyl transferase
Exons: 5
Coding region: 60-1277 (405 amino acids)
Biological process (GO): fatty acid beta-oxidation; phenylacetate catabolic process
Cellular component (GO): peroxisome
Molecular function (GO): acetyl-CoA C-acyltransferase activity
Source: RefSeq, a predicted model, not a curated record